Messenger RNA from Paramecium sonneborni, 903 nucleotides. Lineage: Eukaryota; Ciliophora; Oligohymenophorea; Peniculida; Parameciidae. The record is from the annotation of a GenBank genome assembly.
AUGAUAAAUUAGAAUAAUUGUAAAAGUUUUGUAGCUGUUAAUCGAAGUCUAACAAACAAAAAGGUGCAAAAAUUUAUUCAUUAAGACUUAAAAAAACUUCGACGAAAGCAAAAGAAUUUAGAUGAACUCUUUGGAGAAUUAGAAGAUUUUGCUCAGGUUAGUUUAUCAAAGAAUUAUUCUUUUGAAAAUAUUGAUGAAGACGAUUAAACUGCAUUUGAAUUGAUUAAUGAGACUUAUUAAUUAAAAAAAUAAGAACUAGAAUAGAAUUCAUCAUAAAAUAGCAGUAGAAUUUUGCCAAAUGUUUUUAGUAAACAAAAAUCUGAGAGAUCUUUGAGAGAAUAAAAAGAAGUAAACAGAUAAACAAGUAUUACUAAAAUUAAUUUAACUUAAAAUGAUGACUCACUUAUUAGCGAUUAAAGUAUAAAAAUAAGAGAAAAUUAUUAAAGUCAACGUAAUCUAAAUUCGAUUAAAGUUCUUGAAUAAUACUCUAAAACAUAACCUAGAGUUAAACUUAUUAACAAAAAAAUAGAAAUUAAAAAAGAGAAAAUCAAUGAGUUUGAUAAAUUACCAUUAAUUUGGCAACAAUAUUAUAACAUUUAACCAGAAAAGGAAAAAGCUAAAGCAAAAAACUCGAUUUUAAAAAUAAGUGAAUAGUUUAAAGAAAUGGAGAGAGAGAAAAUUCUUGAGCCAUUCAUCAAGGAUCAAAAAUUAAAAGUUAAAUUAAUGACUCCAUUUAUUGUGAGAAAGGAUAAACCGUAUUUUGUUGCAGAAAAUAAAGAUAAUAGUAUUUAAAUCAUAAUAUAUAUAGAGAAUCUAAUUGAUAAUAUGAAAAAUGAAAAUACGAACUUAAAUAAAGAUGAAUACUUAAUAGUAAAUUAUGAGCAAAUCUUGGAUUAUAUUUGA